Chrysochloris asiatica (Cape golden mole) is the source of this 2108-nucleotide messenger RNA. It is a transcript of the gene NAB1, whose product is annotated as NGFI-A binding protein 1 (EGR1 binding protein 1). The transcript has 8 exons. Lineage: Eukaryota; Metazoa; Chordata; Mammalia; Afrosoricida; Chrysochloridae. Gene Ontology annotation, biological process: negative regulation of DNA-templated transcription. Gene Ontology annotation, molecular function: transcription coregulator activity; transcription factor binding. Gene Ontology annotation, cellular component: nucleus. The record is from RefSeq and is a predicted model, not a curated record. Bases 98 to 1561 code for a protein of 487 amino acids.
CGGGGGCCGUCACUUCGGAGUUGGGGCUGAGCAGUCCGCGGAGGAGAGCGUGCGAAGACCGCUGCAGCCGCUGACCGAAUUAAACCCAUCCACAGUAAUGGCUGCAGCCUUACCUAGGACCCUAGGGGAGUUGCAGCUAUACCGAAUAUUGCAAAAAGCCAAUCUACUCUCUUAUUUUGACGCCUUUAUCCAGCAAGGUGGUGAUGAUGUCCAGCAACUCUGUGAAGCCGGAGAAGAGGAAUUUUUGGAAAUCAUGGCACUUGUGGGCAUGGCUAGCAAGCCCCUUCAUGUUAGAAGGCUACAAAAGGCUUUGAGAGACUGGGUUACAAACCCUGGCCUUUUUAAUCAGCCACUGACAACUCUUCCUGUCAGUAGCAUACCUAUCUAUAAAUUACCGGAAGGAUCUCCAACAUGGCUGGGAAUAUCCUGCAGUAGUUAUGAAAGGAAUAGCAAUGCCCGGGAGCCUCAUUUAAAAAUCCCCAAAUGUGCUGCUACCACUUGUGUGCAGAGCUUGGGACAAGGGAAGUCAGAUGUGGUGGGGAGCUUAUCACUGCAGAGUGUUGGUGACUCCAGACUCUGGCAAGGCCACCAUGCCACUGAAAGUGAGCACAGUCUCUCGCCAGCAGACCUUGGCUCCCCAGCAUCCCCGAAAGAAAGCAGUGAGGCACUGGAUGCUGCCGCCGCGCUCUCUGUAGCAGAAUGUGUAGAGCGCAUGGCCCCCACACUGCCCAAAAGUGACUUAAACGAAGUGAAAGAGCUGCUAAAAACCAACAAGAAGUUGGCCAAAAUGAUUGGUCAUAUCUUUGAAAUGAGUGAUGACGAUCCACACAAAGAGGAGGAAAUUCGAAAAUAUAGUGCAAUAUAUGGCAGGUUUGAUUCAAAGAGAAAGGACGGGAAACAUCUCACACUUCAUGAGCUCACCGUUAAUGAAGCAGCUGCCCAACUCUGUGUGAAGGAUAAUGCUCUGUUGACUAGAAGAGAUGAACUUUUUGCCCUGGCUAGACAGAUUUCACGAGAAGUCACCUAUAAAUAUACUUACAGAACUACCAAGUCAAAAUGUGGAGAAAGAGAUGAAUUAUCCCCAAAGAGAAUUAAAGUGGAGGAUGGUUUUCCAGAUUUCCAGGAUUCUGUGCAGACACUCUUCCAGCAGGCGAAAGCUAAGAGUGAAGAACUUGCAGCUCUUAGUUCACAGCAGCCUGAAAAGGUGGUGGCAAAGCAGAUGGAGUUCCUUUGCACUCAAGCUGGCUAUGAGAGACUGCAGCAUGCAGAACGAAGACUAUCUGCAGGAUUUUACAGGCAGAGCUCGGAAGAGCACAGCCCUAAUGGCUUGACAUCUGAUAACUCUGAUGGACAAGGAGAAAGACCUUUGAAUCUCCGAAUGCCUAAUAUACAGAACAGACAACCCCAUCAUUUUGUGGUGGAUGGGGAGCUUACGAGACUUUAUUCCAGUGACGCCAAGUCCCACUCAUCAGACAACCUAGGGAUUUUAAAAGACUACCCUCACUCAGCUUUUACCUUAGAAAAGAAGGUCAUCAAAACAGAGCCUGAAGAUUCAAGAUAGCUGUGGAAAUGGCACCAGAUGUAAGGAUCAUGCUCCAUCAUAGAAAUAAGCCUUAAUAACCAAUGUUGCCUCAUUCAGCUCAAACAGAUUUCAUAGCCAAAGCCUAAGGACUGGUACAGUGGUCUGUGGAAACCAGCAAGACUGAACAACAGCCACAAAAGAGAAAAUGGAGAGUGUUGCAAUUUGUAACAGAAAUAAUUGAUCCUUUCACAUUCCUGUGUAAGUCCUCCUGUGUAUGGCUUACAAAUUAAUAUUGUAAGCAUUCAUUAUUUAAGAAUGUACAAUGUAUUUGUGUAAUUUAUAAAAGUGAAAUCUAGAUGUUGAGACCUGCUUGGUCCAAUAUAUAUGGAUGCAGUUUAUUUUACUUGAAAUUUUGUUGUCUCAGUGUAUUUAGUGUGAAUAUGAGAGUAAGUCAUAGUGUAGAAUCUUUACAGUCAUAAAAAAGACAGUUUAAGUGAUGUUAUUGUCAGGGUUGCAGUGACUGGAGUCGAAGGCAAAUACUCAAGAUAGCCAAGGAAACUUGUAGGGAUUUACUAUCUGAUAAAAC